This is a messenger RNA of Camelina sativa (false flax), 2866 nucleotides long. The record is from RefSeq and is a predicted model, not a curated record. Lineage: Eukaryota; Viridiplantae; Streptophyta; Magnoliopsida; Brassicales; Brassicaceae.
AAAAAGGCAAAAAACCCGUGUGCCCGUGUCGUCGUCGUCGAUUCCCCUUUGUGGCUGUUUCCGGCUAAAAAUCUCUCUCACUUGGACGCCCCCGAGCUAGUGAGUUUCGACCCGAUUCUGAUAUCGUCAUCGAUGGCUCAUCUUCCCAGAGUUCUUAUGGUGGCGGAGAAGCCCAGCAUUGCCCUCUCCAUAGCAUCUGUUCUCUCUCGUGGCCAGAUGUCUACAAGGAGAGGCAGUACAGAGGUGCAUGAAUUUGAUGGCAUCUUUCGAGGCUUCAAAGCACAUUUUAGAGUUACAUCUGUUAUCGGACAUGUUUUCAGUGUAGAUUUCCCAGAAAAAUAUCAGAACUGGCAAACUGUUGAUCCACAAGAUCUUUUCGACGCUCCAGUUGCUAAAAAAGAGUCUAACCCAAAGGCUCAUAUUUGUAGGCAUUUAAGUAAUGAAGCUCGUGGUUGCAGUUAUAUGGUGUUGUGGUUGGAUUGCGAUCGUGAAGGAGAAAAUAUAUGUUUUGAAGUUAUCGAGUCUACUGGCUUUGACAUGAAAGAUAGUAAGAGAAAGGUUUAUCGGGCACGGUUUUCUUCUGUGACUGAGAAAGAUAUAUCAAAGGCCCUGGACAACCUUGUUGAACCAAACAGAGAUGAGGCACUGGCAGUAGAUGCUCGCCAAGAGAUAGAUCUAAAAGUUGGUGUAGCAUUCUCGCGAUUUCAAACAAGUUAUUUCCAAGGAAAAUAUCAGAAUCUCGACUGCAGAGUUAUCUCUUAUGGGCCAUGCCAGACUCCUACUCUUGGGUUUUGUGUGCAACGGUACAUGCAUAUUAAUACUUUCAACCCAGAAAAGUUUUGGGCUCUGCGACCUUAUAUAAUGAAGGAUGGUUAUGAGCUUCAACUAGAGUGGGAGAGACGUAGAUUGUUCGACCUGGAAGCUGCUACUGUGUUUCAAAAGUUGGUCGUGGAAGGCAGAACUGCAAAAGUAAUGGACGUAUCAGAAAAGCAGGAAGUUAAAGGUCGUCCAGCUGGUCUUAACACAGUGAAUUUGCUAAAGGUUGCUUCAAGUGCACUAGGGUUUGGGCCUCAGACGGCUAUGCAUCUUGCCGAGCGAUUGUAUACUCAAGGCUUCAUCAGCUAUCCGCGAACAGAAAGCACAGCCUAUCCUUCUUCAUUCGACUUCGCAGACACACUCAGAGCACAAAUUAGUAAUUCAAUGUGGGGUGGUUAUGUACAGAGACUGCUCUCAGAUGGCUUUCAAAAGCCAAAGUCAGGAACCGAUGCUGGAGACCAUCCUCCUAUCACCCCGAUGCGAGCAGCAACUGAGGACAUGGUUGGAGGAGAUGCUUGGCGACUCUAUCAGUAUGUCUGUCAACAUUUUAUUGGCACUGUCUCACCUAACUGCAAAUACAUAAGGACUAAAGUGGAAUUGUCAAUUGGUGGAGAAACUUUCCAUUGUACGGGGCAGCGAGUGACAGAAAAGGGGUUUACGGCUAUAAUGCCACGGUCUGCAGUGGAUGAGAAAAAACUCCCUUCUUUCCUCAAAGGAGAGAGGAUUGAAGUUUUAAGAGUGGAGCUGUACGAGGGAAACACUGCGCCUCCGGACUUCCUUACUGAGAGUGAGCUGAUAUCUCUAAUGGAGAAGCAUGGUAUAGGCACAGAUGCAUCAAUACCUGUGCAUAUAAACAACAUUGGUGAACGUAAUUAUGUUCAGGUCCAAUCUGGCAGGAAAUUGGUUCCAACGGCAUUAGGAAUCACGCUAAUAAGAGGCUAUCAGUGUAUUGAUCCAGACCUUUGCUUACCAGACAUCCGUAGCUUUAUCGAGCAACAAAUCACUCUUGUUGCCAAGGGCAAAGCUGAUCAUUCGUGUGUAGUGCAACAUGUGAUCCAGCAAUUUAGGCGUAAAUUCAGUUAUUUUGUUCAACAGAUCGAACACAUGGAUGCCCUGUUUGAAGCACAGUUCUCUCCUCUAGCUGGCUCUGGUCGCCCUUUAAGCAAAUGUGGAAAAUGCUUGCGUUACAUGAAACACAUCACAGCAGUCCCACCACGUCUCUUCUGCGGCACAUGCGAAGAAGUUUAUUAUCUUCCUCAAAAGGGCACAGUCAAGCUAUACAAAGAGCUCACAUGUCCUUUAGACAACUUUGAGCUCGUGAUCUAUUCAGUUCCAGGAGCCGAGGGGAAAUCAUUUCCACUAUGCCCAUACUGCUACAACUCUCCUCCAUUCGAAGGCAUAGACACACUCUUUGGAGCAUCUAAAACGCCCAAUGGUCCUGCCAAAUCGAAAACCGGUUCAGGCAUGCCAUGUUCACUCUGUCCUCAUCCCACAUGCCAACACUCUGUCAGAAACCAAGGAGUCUGCGCUUGUCCAGAGUGCGAAGGCACGCUCGUCUUGGACCCCGUGAGCUUCCCCAAGUGGAAACUCAACUGCAACUUGUGUAGUUGCAUCGUUUUUCUUCCGGAGGGUGCUCAUCGCAUAGCCACCACUAGUAACCGCUGUCCCGAGUGCGAUUCAGCAAUCAUAGAGAUCGAUUUUAACAAGAAAACUACUCCUCUAGAGAAAGGAGCCACUCUGCAUCAAGGAUGUGUUCUAUGUGAUGAGUUGCUUCUCUCAGUUGUAGAAGUGAAACAUGGGAGGUCCUUUGUGAGGCGUGGAGGAAGGGGAAGGGGACGAGGAAGAGGCCGAGGCAGAGGAGGGAGAAGAGGCUCAAAAGCUGUCGACCCAAAAAUGAGUUUCAGAGACUUCUAAAACCCUAGAGAACCCUAAAAUCCUUUUGUUUUUGCGAUACUUGCAUUACAACUUUACACAGUAAAAACAGAUGUAGAUUCAGUGAUCUUACGAGUUGCUUGCUUUGAAAGGAUCUCUUCAUACUUUUCUAGCUUAA